Molecule: messenger RNA, 2589 nt
Organism: Antechinus flavipes (yellow-footed antechinus)
Lineage: Eukaryota; Metazoa; Chordata; Mammalia; Dasyuromorphia; Dasyuridae
Gene: C2
Product: complement C2
Exons: 18
Coding region: 16-2367 (783 amino acids)
Biological process (GO): complement activation; proteolysis
Cellular component (GO): extracellular region
Molecular function (GO): serine-type endopeptidase activity
Source: RefSeq, a predicted model, not a curated record
UUUCGGGCAAGUCAGAUGAUCCUGUUCCCCGUUCCUGUUAACUUUCAGCCUGUCCCUGCCCCUAAAAUUAAGACUAUGGGUUUCCUUCAUGCUCUUUUGCUGCUGUUCCUGUGUGCAAGCUUGUCUAUCACUGCUCCCUCCUGUUCCAGGAAUGUGAAGAUUUUAGGUGGCAACUUUACUCUCAGCAAUGGUUGGGUCCCAGGAAGCCUCCUCAUUUAUACCUGCCCUCUAGGGCGCUACCCAUACCCUGUAUCGAGUCGGUUGUGCAACAGCAAUGGACAGUGGAAGUCCUUAGGACGCUCCGAGGUCACCAAAGCAGUAUGCAAAUAUGUGCGCUGUCCAGCUCCUGUUGCUUUUGAGAAUGGGGUCUAUAGUCCCCGGCUGAGCUCUCACCCCGUGGGUGGCAAUGUAAGCUUUGAGUGUGAGGAUGGAUACAUCUUGCGUGGUUCUGUCGUGAGGCACUGCAAACCCAAUGGGAUGUGGGAUGGAGAGACAGCUGUAUGUGAUAGUGGAGCCGGACAUUGCCCAGAUCCUGGAAUUCCAAUUGGGGCUGUGAGGACAGGAUAUCAAUUCAAUGUUGGUAAUCGAGUGAAGUAUCGUUGUUCAGAGAAGCUGAUCUUGAUAGGUUCCGAGGAACGAGAAUGCCAGGGGAAUGGAGUCUGGAGUGGGACUGAACCCAUUUGCAGAUCUUCCUACUCCUAUGAUUUCCCUGAAGAUGUGGCUCCAGUCCUGGACACCUCCUUUUCUCAACUUCUUGGUGCCACCAACCCCCUGAUGCAAAACUCUGGCAAUUUGGGUCGGCGCAUCCAGAUCCAGAGGGAAGGCCACUUGAAUCUCUACUUGCUCCUUGAUUCUUCCCAGAGUGUCAGUAGGGAAGACUUUAACAACUUCAAAGAGAGUGCUGAACUUAUGGUAGACAGGAUCUUCAGCUUUGAUGUUAAUGUCAGUGUUGGUAUUGUCAUUUUUGCUAAGACUGCUAAAGUCAUCUUGUCUGUCACUCACAAGGAUUCUCAGCAACAGACUGAAAUAGCCAAAAAGCUACAGGAGAUCAAGUAUGGAGAUCCAGACAUUGGAACUGGAACCAACAUCUACAGAGCUCUAAUGCAAAUCUAUGAAAUGAUGAAUAAUGAAAUGGCCGUUUAUGGCACAAGGCAGAAGGAGUGGGAUGAAAUCCGACAUGUUAUCAUCCUUUUAACAGAUGGAAAGUCCAACAUGGGUGGAUCUCCAAAAGCAGCUAUAGAACAGAUUGAAGAAGUUUUGAACAUAAAGGCAGAGAGGAAAGAUUUUCUGGACAUCUAUGCCAUUGGUGUGGGGAAACUGGAUGUAGACUGGAAAGAGCUGAAUGAACUGGGGUCAAAGAAGGAUGGGGAGAGGCAUGCCUUCAUUCUCCCAGACUCCAAAGCCCUCCUCCAAGUUUUUGAGAAUAUGUUGGAUAUCUCCAAAUUUGUAGACCCCAUCUGUGGUGUGGGAAAUAUGUCAGUCAAUGCUUCAUUUCAAGAGAGGACACCCUGGCAUGUCAUCAUUAAGCCCAGCAGCAAGGAGACGUGUCGUGGGGCACUUAUCUCUAAUCAAUGGGUUCUGACUGCAGCCCACUGCUUCCAUACAAAUAAUAACACCAAGCUGUGGAGAGUCAUUGUGGGAGAUCCUAAGUCAAAGAGGGGUAGAGAGAUGCAGAUUGAUCAGUGGUUCAUUCCAGAGGAGUACAAUGUUUAUGCUAAGAAGGAGCAAGGAAUUUCUGAAUUCUAUGGCAAUGAUAUUGCUCUGGUGAAGCUGACUGAGAAGGUCGAGAUGUCCAGCCAUGCCAGACCCAUCUGUCUUCCUUGUACUGUGGGGGCCAACUUGGCUCUUCGUCGUUCACCAACCAGUUCUUGCUUUGACCAUGAGAAGGAACUUUUGAAGAAAAACAAAAUCCCAGCUCAUUUUGUUUCAUUGGAUGAUCAGAUAAUGGACAUUGUUCUCAAGGAAGAAAAUGAGCGAACAAGCUGCCUCCAAGCUGUCUCCCAAGCCAAAGAUCUUUUCCCUAACCUCACUGAUGUGAAACAGGUGGUGACUGACCAAUUUUUGUGUAGUGGCUCUGGAAAUGAGGCAUCGCCUUGCAAGGGAGAAUCUGGAGGGGCAGUUUUCCUUCAAAAGAGGUACCGAUAUUUUCAGGUGGGUGUGGUGAGUUGGGGUCUUCAUAAUCCAUGCUCCUCAAAGACAACAAAUAGUGCCUUGAAGUCAACAAACCAAAAUGAGGUGAAACGCAAGCCACCUCCAGCUGGCAGUCAAGCCCGUGAUUUCCACAUCAAUGUCUUUCGACUUCAGCCCUGGUUGAGGCAACAUCUAAAAAAUGUCUUACGCUUUCUGCCUCUUGGGCCAGCCUCCUGAAUCCUGACCUUGUCUAGCUACUAACCUUCAAAUCUCAAGUCCCUUUGAUCUCAGCCUAUCCUUUAUAGCCUGGUUUCUAGCCCUAGCUGUCUUACUAUUUGGAUUAUAGUCCUUCUCUAGCUUCCUUCUACAGGUUUACUCUUUAAUCUUUUCUAAUACCUACCCCUUCUAGGCUGGAUUUUCCCAAUUAUGAAAUUAAUAAAUUUUUGAUAUUUCACCAUA